Molecule: messenger RNA, 574 nt
Organism: Lecanosticta acicola
Lineage: Eukaryota; Fungi; Ascomycota; Dothideomycetes; Mycosphaerellales; Mycosphaerellaceae
Source: the annotation of a GenBank genome assembly
AUGUCACAGAAUCCACCAUCUGCCUCCCCAGGCAGCAUCUCGCAGCUGCAGACGCAAUACAGCAGACUCAGAAAAGCCAUCACCGACAUCCAAAGCGAGCACACCAGACUCACAUUCCGAUGGAGCUCCCUCAACCCGGUCACCGUUGGCAAUCCACUGGUUCAUUACACAUAUCGCGAUGCCUGUAGCACCGCUUUCGUCGAGAAUGUAUGGGACGAGCCAUUCCAGGCCGAGAUCAACAAGUCGCUCGUCAACCACGGCGUCGCAGGGAGACUUUUGGGCAACAGCCAGGUCGGCGAAGCCGAUGUUGUUCUGAGGGGCGUGGCGGAACGAUUGAGAAGAUCGCAGGAUUAUGUGCAGAAGCUUAAGAAGGCUGUGGAGGCUCAUUAUGAGGUUGAGAGGUAUGUCUUUUCUUCCAGAAACUUUCUCCCAACGCUGAUCGUUGGCUCGAAACGACUGGAAGAGUCGAUUGCUUCUUCGUUAUACACCGAAGUUCUGAGACGGCAGCUAAUUCGUGCUUAGGUAUCUGGUGGCGAAGGGGCUAGUGGGCGAUCGAAAGAACGGCAAUGCAUAG